UAUCUACUGUCAGUUCCGCAGGAUUCACUAGUUUUCACUGCUGAUAUCUGCAGUUCGGUUGUUGAUAUGUUACGACUAGAUCGUUGUUAAGUUUAGCAGGAUAAAACUAUUUAAAACUUUGUAAGUUCUGCAGGACACUUAACCUGUAUCCUUUGUUUUGUUAUGAAAAUUUAUUUAAUUCCUGCUCCUGCUGAGUUAUUCAGAAGAGAAAUUCAUUGAAUUAUUUUGGGAGGCCCUAUUUUUUUUUGUCAACACUAUUACUAUCCAUUUUAUUUGAAUAGGAAUCUCUACCAUGGUUGGAAUUUUGCCAUUAACAAUUCAUCUAUAAUUUCUUAAUAAUGGUGGAAAUAGGAUUAUCUAGUCUUCUGCAUGUAGGGGACAUUGUUUCCCUAUAUGCAGAAGGGUCAAGUGCAGCAAGUGGAUUUUUGAGUACUUUGGGUUUAGUUGAUGAUCGUUGUGUUGUAUGUCCUGAAGCUGGAGAUUUGCUCAAUCCCCCGAAGAAGUUCAGAGACUGUCUCUUCAAAAUAUGUCCCAUGAACCGAUAUUCUGCUCAAAAACAAUUCUGGAAAGCUGCCAAACAAAGUAUGACAUCCAACACGGAUACAAAUCUGCUCAAAAGACUUCAUCAUGCCGCCGAAAUAGAAAAGAAGCAGAAUGAGAGCGAGAACAAAAAGCUUAUGGGGAACAACGUACCGUACGGUAGCGUUGUUCAGUUGUUACAUCUCAAAUCCAACAAGUAUCUCACCGUCAACAAACGUCUACCCGCCCAAUUGGAAAGGAACGCCAUGAGGGUCUAUCUCGACGGUAACGGCAACGAGGGUUCCUGGUUCUACAUCCUCCCCUUCUACAAGUUAAGAUCGACCGGCGACAACAUAGUGCUCGGCGACAAGGUCAUACUGAACCCGGCAAACACCGGUCAGCAGGUCCUCCACGUGUCCGCCAACCACGAGCUACCCGACAAUCCCGGCUGCAAGGAGGUGAACGUGGUCAACGGCAACACCUCCUGGAAAGUCACCCUCUUCAUGGAGCACAAGGAGAAUUCGGACGACAUACUGAAAGGUGGCGACGUCGUUCGUCUAUUCCACGCGGAACAGGAGAAAUUUCUGACGAUGGACGAGUACAAGAAGCAGCACCACGUCUUCCUGAGGACCACCAGUAGGGCCAGCGCCACUUCGGCCACGAGCAGCAAAGCUCUGUGGGAGAUAGAGGUAGUGCAGCACGAUCCUUGCAGGGGCGGCGCUGGCCACUGGGAUUCCCUGUUCAGGUUCAAACAUCUGGCCACCGGGCAGUACCUCGCUGCCGACGUCAACAACGAGCAGAUUACUUAUCAGAUGAGGACGAAAUUUCGCGUGGAGGCGGCCGAUGUGCCCGCCUAUCAUCUGGUACCGGUGGCCAAUUCGACGGAGAUCGCGUCCCUCUUCGAAUUGGACCCUACGAGUCUGACCAGGGGCGAUUCCCUGGUACCCCAAUCGAGCUACGUUCGGUUGCACCAUUUGUACACGAACACCUGGGUCCAUUCGACUUCCUUGCCCAUUGACAAAGAGGAAGACAAGCCUGUGAUGUCUAAAGUUGGUUGUGCCACUAUGAAAGAGGAUAAGGAAGCCUUCGCUUUGAUAUCCGUGUCUCCUGUCGAAGUUCGAGAUCUGGAUUUUGCAAACGACGCAUGCAAGUUAUUGUCAUCACUGUCUGUCAAAUUGGAAGCUGGAACAAUUUCGAUAAACGAAAGAAGAUCGUUGAAUAAUCUACUGCAAGAUAUCGUUUAUUUCGUGGCAGAAUUGGAAAACGAACAAAAUAAAACUGAAGCUUUGGAGUUGAUCGUCACCAAUCCUAACAGGGAUCGGCAGAAACUGCUGAGAGAACAGGCCAUUCUGAAACAGCUCUUCAAGAUUCUGCAGGGGCCUUUUCUCGACAACCCGAAUGGAGAUGGACCUUUUUUGAAAAUCGAGGAACUCAACGAUCCACGCCACGCCCCGUACAAGCAUAUAUUCAGGUUGUGCUACAGGAUCCUCCGUCUGAGUCAGCAGGAUUACAGGAAGAACCAGGAGUACAUAGCGAAACACUUUGGCUUCAUGCAGAAGCAGAUCGGUUACGAUAUAUUAGCCGAAGACACCAUAACGGCCCUGUUGCACAACAAUCGUAAACUGCUGGAGAAACAUAUAACUCCUGCUGAAAUAGAAACGUUCGUCGGUUUGGUCAGGAAAAAUAUGAGCACUUGGGAAUCCCGGUUUUUGGAUUACCUAUCCGAUUUGUGCAUAUCGAACAAGAAAGCGAUACCGGUGACUCAAGAACUGAUUUGUAAGAGUGUUCUCAGUCAAAAGAAUUCGGAUAUAUUGAUCGAAACACGAAUAAUGAAGACGCAGGUGGAAGUUGAGGAUUUGUUAGAGAGCGAACUCGAAGAAACCAAAGACGAUGAUUCACAAGAUCCUGUAACCGUAGUCGAGGAAUGCCAAGUCGUCCUGUUGUGGAACAAUAGGCAGAAAUCGAUGCCUCUCGUGGAAAUGUGCAAAAACGCGAAAAAUAAUAAGGACCAACAGGCCAUUUUGGACUAUUACAGGCACCAGCUGGAUCUGUUCUCGAACAUGUGCCUUAACAGGCAAUAUUUGGCUUUGAACAAUCUUUCUCCACAUCUGGACAUCGAUCUGAUUUUGAGGUGUAUGGCCGAUCAGACUGUGAGUUUCGAUCUAAGGGCGUCGUUCUGCCGGCUUAUGCUGCAUCUGCACGUUGAUAGAGAUCCGCAGGAACCUGUCACGCCUGUCAAAUAUGCGAGGUUAUGGUCGGAAAUACCGGCCAAGAUGUCUAUAAACGAUUAUGAUACAAAUAAAACGCCGGACCCGAACAAGGAAGCGGUAAGAUCGAGGUUCGAUGGAACAAUAUCAUUCGUUGAAGAUUACCUAUGCAACGUUGUUGCGAAAAUGUGGUCUUUUUCUGAUCAAGAGCAAAAUAAGUUGACGUUUGAGGUAGUAAAACUGGCUAGAGAAUUAAUCUAUUUUGGUUUCUAUAGUUUUUCUGACUUGCUUAGAUUAACGAAAACUUUGCUCAGUAUUUUGGAUUGUGUGUCAGAAAAUGAUUACAACGAUGGAAGGUUACCAAGAGGCGACAUUGAAUCUGAAGGAGGAGUGUUACGCACGAUGGGAGCCAUGGGUGCUGUGAUGACUUCUCUUACAGUUGGUCGAUCGGUUGUAAAUACAAAUUCAGUUCAGAACAAGACCUCUCAUAAGGAGUAUCCCUUAGUUAUGGAUACAAAGUUGAAAAUAAUAGAAAUUCUUGAAUUUAUAUUGGAUGUUCGCUUGGAUUAUAGGAUCAGCUGUUUACUUAGCAUAUUCAAGCAAGAAUUCGACGAGAGCGGAAAAAAUAAUAUGGGAGAUACGAUAAAUAUGCACAAGAAUAUAGAUCUCGAAGCUAUUGGUAGCCAGGCUGAAGGAAUAUUUGGCAGUAGCGAAGAAUGUGAAGUUUUAGAUCUUGAUGGCCACGGAGGUAGGACCUUUUUAAGGGUACUUCUGCACUUGGUCAUGCACGAUUAUCCGUCCUUGGUAUCUGGAGCGCUGCAUCUUCUUUUCAGGCAUUUUAGUCAGAGGCAAGAGGUGUUACAGGCUUUCAGACAGGUCCAACUAUUGGUAUCUGAUAGCGAUGUCGAGUCAUAUAAGCAGAUCAAAUCCGAUCUGGAUGUGCUCCGACAAUCUGUCGAAAAAUCCGAGCUUUGGGUGUACAAAUCGAAGAGUAUAGACGAUCAUCAGUCAACCAUGAAGAAGAACAAGGAUGAUGACGAAGAGACAAUUGUUAAGUCGUCAUCAAGUCGUUCCAUAUUGGAGAAGAAGGGAUCAGCGAUCAACUUGGACGUUGGACCGCCGUUGCAACAAGAACAGGCAGACGAGUAUAAGAAGAUUCAGCAGAUACUGAUACGUAUGAAUAAGCUGUGCAUUCAUGUGUCGGCGAGCGGCUUGAUCAAGCCCAGGAAGCACGAGCAGAGGUUGUUACGCAACGUUGGUGUGCAUACUGUCGUGCUGGAUCUCCUGCAGAUACCGUACGAUGAGAAAGAGGACGUCCGCAUGAACGAACUGAUGAGGCUGGCCCACGAGUUCCUGCAGAAUUUCUGCCUGGGCAACCAGCAGAAUCAGGUUCUGCUGUACAAACAUUUGGAUCUGUUCCUGAAUCCCGGUAUAAGGGAAGCUCAGACAGUAUGUGCAAUAUUUCAAGACAACUCCACGUUAUGCAAUGAAGUGAACGAGAAAGUUAUCCAACACUUUGUUCACUGCAUCGAAACUCAUGAAAGACACGUGCAAUAUUUGAAAUUUCUUCAGACUGUAGUCAAGGCUGAGAAUCAGUUCAUAAGAAAAUGUCAGGACAUGGUGAUGCAAGAGAUGGUGAACGCUGGCGAAGAUGUACUCGUUUUCUAUAACGACAAGGCGUCAUUCAGUCAUUUUAUCGAGAUGAUGCGAUCCGAGAGGCACUGUAUGGACGAGGGAAGCCCUCUGAGAUACCAUGUGGAACUGGUGAAAUUGCUCGCUUGCUGUACGAUGGGAAAGAAUGUUUAUACCGAAAUCAAGUGCCAUAGUUUGCUGCCAUUGGACGAUAUAGUAUCAAUAGUGGUCCAUCCGGACUGUAUACCGGAAGUUAAGGAAGCAUACGUUGGAUUUUUGAAUCACUGCUAUAUCGAUACAGAAGUUGAAAUGAAAGAAAUUUAUACGUCGAGCCAUAUGUGGACGCUGUUCGAGAAAUCUUUCUUGGUCGAUAUGGCCGAUAUCGCAACAGGUCCCACUGACAGAAAGCAUCCAGAUAAAGCUUUAGAGAAUUACGUGACCAACUGUGUGAUGAAUAUCAUUUCUACUUUCUUCAGUUCUCCAUUCUCCGAUCAGUCAACGACUGUCCAGAAACACCUGCAUGAGGCAAAGAUUUAUUGGAGUGACUUGCCCAUAGAAAACCUGGAAGAUUUUGAUCCAUUUACAGUUAUAGAACCUCUAAAACAUUGCCCUCCAGUAACAGCUAAUACAAGACAGCCAAUUUUCGUGCAACUAUUACAAUCGGCAUUCAGGGUGUCGCAAUGUUCAUGGUUAUCGCCAGCCCAACGUUUCAAUGUGGAAAAUUGCAUAAGGACUUUAUCAGAUGUCGCCAAAAACAGAGGCAUUGCUAUACCUUUGGAUUUGGAAAGCCAAGUAGCUGCCAUGUUCAAUAAGGCAACAUUAUUAACAAGGCAGACGAGCAAGUGGUUGCAAGCUUCAAAAACUCCCAAGAUUGAGCGUUCUCAAUCACAGUUGAUGAAGCUUGACAGGAGUAUCAUCGAAGGUCUCCAAGACAUAGUAUCACUUUUGGAAGACCAACUGAAGCCAUUGGUACAGUCAGAGUUGUCCCUAUUGGUGGACGUUCUUUAUAGACCAGAACUUCUUUUCCCAUUUGGUUCCGAUUCCAGAAAGAAGUGCGAAAGUGGUGGCUUCAUAAGAAGACUCAUCAAACAUACCGAACAACUUCUGGAAGAGAAAGAGGAGAAACUUUGCGUUAAAGUAUUGAAAACAUUAAGAGAAAUGAUGGCAAUCGAUCCUGAGUACGGUGAAAAGGGAGAUGUCCUGCGAAACAGUCUACUCGCUCGGUACUUCGGAAAAGCUUUCGUACAGAAACACGAUACAGUUGCGUUGGGAAAUUACCAAAUUACAGCUGUGAUGCACGGCCCCGGAGCGAAAGUGUUGAGUAGAGCAGGGCGGACGUUGCACGAAGUUCAAACUCAUUUAGACAGGGAGGGUGCGUCAGAUCUGGUCGUCGAGCUGGUCAUAAACUCCGUCAGUUCACCAAUGAUUUUCGGAGAAGUAGUUGAGCUUGGAAUAGCCCUUCUCGAAGGCGGUAAUCCAAUCAUUCAGAGGAGUAUGUUCAACAAAUUGGUAGCUGGCGACUUAAGUUUAUCUUUCUUCAAGGUUUUUUAUGAUAAGAUGAAGGACGCCCAACAAGAAAUUAAAUCGACGGUAACUGUGAACACGUCGGAUAUAGCUGCCAAGGCGCACGAGGAUAAACAAGAUGUGAAAGAUUUGGAUAAAGUGUCGAAAAAACCAAACGGCAAAAUGAACGGAAUCCAGAUAACCGAUGAAUUGACGGAGGAAUUGCACAGAGCGGCCGAAACGACUUCGCAAGCUUACGCUCAAAUUCGUAACAGCAUCGGAACCGGAGACGAGGCUGUGGUAGCUCAGGGAUCCGCGUCAGCUUUCGAGGAACUGCUCGCGGAGAAGCUGGAGAAGAAUAGGGAAAGGGAAGAACAAAAUAUGCUCUCUAAUAAGAUAUUGAUAAUGCAGCCUAUACUGAGGUUCCUACAGCUUCUUUGCGAGAAUCACAAUCCCGCCUUGCAGAAUUUACUUCGUAACCAGAAUAACAAAACCAACUACAAUCUGGUGUCUGAAACGUUGAUGUUCCUCGAUUGCAUUUGCGGCUCGACAACAGGAGGACUGGGCCUUCUCGGACUGUACAUAAACGAGAAUAACGUUGGUCUCAUCAAUCAAACGUUGGAAACGUUAACCGAAUAUUGCCAAGGACCCUGUCACGAGAAUCAAAACUGUAUAGCCACGCACGAAUCCAACGGAUUAGACAUAAUCACCGCUCUUAUAUUGAACGACAUCAAUCCUCUGGGGAAGACCAGGAUGGAUCUGGUUUUAGAACUGAAGAAUAACGCGUCGAAACUCUUACUGGCCAUCAUGGAAAGUCGGGGCGAUAGUGAGAACGCCGAGAGGAUCCUGUACAACAUGAAUCCCAAACAACUGGUUGACGUGGCUUGUCGUGCUUUCCAUCAGGAAUCCUCGAACGAGGAGGACGAUCUGGACGAUAGCGGCGCGGACGAUGCGGUGUCCCCGAAAGAAGUCGGUCAUAACAUCUACAUCCUCUGCCAUCAGCUCGCUCAACAUAACAAGGAACUGGCGGCGUUACUUAAGCCCACGGAUUUCGCGCUAGAUCUCAAAACGCAGAAGGCGCUCAUGUACUACGCUACCCACACUGCUCAAAUCGAAAUUGUAAGACACGAUCGUACGCUGGAGCAGAUCGUCUUUCCCAUACCCGAAAUUUGCGAGUACAUUACGACUGAUACGAAGAUAAGGGUAUUGAAUACGGCCGAGAGGGACGAUCAGGGUUCGAAGGUGGCAGACUUCUUCGACAGAACGGAUGCAAUGUUCAACGAGAUGAAGUGGCAGAAGAAAUUGAGAGCGCAACCUGUGCUAUUUUGGGUCAGCAGCUAUAUGUCUUUAUGGAGUAACAUACUAUUCAACUGCGCCGUAUUGAUUAAUCUGAUAGUUGCAUUCUUUUAUCCGUUCGAAUACACUCUGCCCAAUAUCAGCUCCAGUAUAUCCAUAUUAAUUUGGCUUGCCAUGCUAGCGUCAGCAACUAUUGUUUUAACGCUACCGAGAGAAAUGGGAAUCAGGACAUUGGUAGCAUCAACUAUUUUGAGACUGAUCUUUUCUUUAGGCCCAGAGCCCACUUUAUGGCUCUUGGGCUCGGUCACCAUAUUACUCAAAUGUAUUCAUCUAGUCAGUAUCAUGGGAAACCAUGGAACCUUAACAAAAACUUAUCAGCAGAUACUCACUGAUGCGGAACUUGUUUAUCACCUAGCCUAUCUUGUAUUCUGUAUGCUGGGCCUUGUUAUGCAUCCGUUUUUCUACUCUGUUUUGUUGUUCGAUGUAGUUUAUAGAGAAGAGACACUAUUGAACGUUAUAAGAUCUGUAACAAGAAACGGCCGUUCCAUUAUAUUAACAGCAGUAUUGGCGAUGAUAUUGGUUUACAUGUUUUCACUGAUUGGUUACAUGUUCUUCAAGGAAGAUUUCAUUGUUAGUGUUAAUGUAAAAACAGAAGAAGAUUGUGAAACAAUAUCCCGACAAACUGGACAUCAUUACAUCGAAGAUGGUGGACACUGUAAGCAGAUCGAUGAUGGAGAGGAAAAGAGAGAACGUGCCUGUGAUUCGUUGAUAAUGUGUAUUGUUACUACUCUGAAUCAGGGCCUUCGGAAUGGAGGGGGUAUAGGAGACAUAUUGAGAGCACCAAGCAGUGAGGAACCACUUUUCGUUGCUCGUGUAGUAUACGACUUGCUCUUCUUCUUCGUGGUGAUAAUCAUUGUACUUAAUCUGAUUUUUGGUGUUAUUAUCGACACUUUUGCCGAUUUGAGAUCUGAAAAGCAACAAAAAGAACUUAUUCUGAAAAAUACGUGCUUCAUUUGUGGUUUGAAUAGAUCUGCGUUCGAUAACAAGACCGUAAGCUUCGAGGAGCACAUUAAAUGUGAGCAUAAUAUGUGGCACUAUUUGUACUUCAUAGUGCUAAUCAAAGUGAAGGAUCCGACUGAAUUCACGGGUCCUGAAAGCUACGUUUAUGCCAUGGUGAAAGCAUCGAAUCUCGAUUGGUUCCCAAGGUUACGGGCCAUGUCGCUUGCUGCCGUCGAAGGGGAUGGUGAACAAAUUGAACUUCGAAGUUUGACAGCUCAACUCGAAACCACACAAUUACUGGUGACAAAUUUGUCUCAGCAGCUUAUGGAUCUGAAGGAUCAGAUGGCGGAACAACGUAAACAAAAACAGCGGUGGGAGCUAUUAAACUCUGCCUCUGUUGCCCAGUUGAAUCUUUCAAAUUUGCAAUAGGAUAUGGAAAAAGUAGAAAAAAUUUCGAAUUCUUCAUCUUUUACAUUAACAGUCUAGGUGGUGUGACUAAUAGUACACUUAAAGGGAUUCUCAUGUAAGUGAAGAAUUCUGGCAAAAGUACAUAUUAUACUAUUAUUAUUAUAUAUAUAUAUAUUUAAGGAAAAUUUUGGGAAUAUUGGAUACUAUUUUAUUCUAUAGAUUUAUUUGUGGCAACGCCGAAGUUUCGGAACAGUUCGUUUCUUUUUCAAAGAGCUACAACAAACAAUAUUGUACGCUUAUCGAAAACAUUGAGACAUUUCAGGGAAUGAAAAAAAAAUGGAUGUUUAGGUUGCGUACCUGCUGUGUUAAUUUUUUGAUUCCUUGAAAUGUCAAUGUUUUUGAUGAGCAUACAAUAUUGUGUCAUAGCUAGCCUUGAGAAAGAAAUGAACUGUUUCGAAACGUUGGCGUUGUUACAAAUUAAAAAAUAGGACAAAAUAGUAUCCAAUAUUCCCAAUAUUUUCUUUUUGAAUAGCAAUGGAUGAUAACAAAGUAAUAAUUAUAUAUAUCACCAGUGUCGAUUUAUGUACCAAAUUGGAGAAUUCUUCAUGUAAGUGCACUGUUAGUGUGAAAGACUAUCUGCCUAGUGAAACUGUUGAUUUUGACUCUAAACUUUGUUAAAGAUAUUUCAUAUGUUGCUUAUAUGAUGAUUUGAAAAAAUGCACAGUUUUGUCAAUAUUUAUAAAGGGCGAACAUGUUUUAUGCUGUUGUCUUCACUGUAAUCAAUACAGAGCAGAAUAAAGAUUUUUUUAUUGGA
Coccinella septempunctata (seven-spotted ladybird) is the source of this 9378-nucleotide messenger RNA. It is a transcript of the gene Itpr, whose product is annotated as inositol 1,4,5-trisphosphate receptor. NCBI's taxonomy places the organism in Eukaryota, Metazoa, Arthropoda, Insecta, Coleoptera, Coccinellidae. Gene Ontology annotation, biological process: calcium ion transmembrane transport. Gene Ontology annotation, molecular function: inositol 1,4,5-trisphosphate-gated calcium channel activity; inositol 1,4,5 trisphosphate binding. The coding region runs from base 339 to 8585 and encodes 2748 amino acids. Gene Ontology annotation, cellular component: membrane; endoplasmic reticulum. The transcript is spliced from 28 exons. The record is from RefSeq and is a predicted model, not a curated record.